This is a messenger RNA of Bufo gargarizans (Asiatic toad), 1845 nucleotides long. RefSeq names its product adenosylmethionine decarboxylase 1 (gene AMD1). Gene Ontology annotation, molecular function: adenosylmethionine decarboxylase activity. Lineage: Eukaryota; Metazoa; Chordata; Amphibia; Anura; Bufonidae. Gene Ontology annotation, cellular component: cytosol. The transcript is spliced from 9 exons. The coding region runs from base 333 to 1334 and encodes 333 amino acids. Gene Ontology annotation, biological process: spermine biosynthetic process; spermidine biosynthetic process. The record is from RefSeq and is a predicted model, not a curated record.
ACACAGUAUGGCCGGCGAUAUUAGCUAGCGCUCGCUCAAUCGCGUUCUCUGUAACAGGGGAAUCGAUAUAACGGGAAAUAAGAGACUGCAUCGGAGGAAUUCACUAUCCAUCACAUACAGAAACACCCAACAUCGACCACCAAGCUUAACACCUCAUAGAACCUUCCGAACGCCGAGGAAGAAGCUAAACACUAAGAAUAUUCUAGAAUCAUUUAAUUUUUAACACGAAAAGAAAAAUCGGGCGUGGGAGGAAAGUAAUCUAAGCAGAUAUCUAUUUUCCGUUUCUCGUUAUUUUCUGCGUUGUUAGUGGGUCUCCGGCUGCUGGGGGGGAGAUGGAGGACAGCGGCGCGCACUUCUUCGAGGGCACCGAGAAGCUGCUGGAGGUCUGGUUUAGCCAGCACGAUGAGACCAAAGGAUCCGGAGACCUUCGGGACAUCCCAAGGUUUGAGUGGGACAAACUUUUGGAGAAUGUCCAUUGUUUGAUCAUCAGUGUGACAAAAACUGACAAGCAGGAAGCUUAUGUACUCAGUGAGAGUAGCAUGUUUGUCUCCAAGAGACGUUUCAUUUUGAAGACAUGUGGUACCACCCUCUUACUGCAAGCACUGGUUCCCCUGUUGGAGCUCGCUAGGGAAUACUGUGGGUUUGAUGACAUUCAGAACUUCUUUUAUUCACGAAAAAAUUUUAUGAAACCAGACCAUCAGGAAUUCCCACACAGAAAUUUCCAGGAAGAAGUUGAAUUCCUCAACGAAAUUUUUCCAAAUGGUGCAGCUUAUUGCAUGGGACGCAUGAAUUCUGACUGCUGGUACCUGUACACCCUAGAUGUUCCGGAUGGGUUUCUCAUCAACCAGCCAGAUCAGACACUGGAAAUUUUAAUGAGUGAGCUUGACCCAGAGAUCAUGGACCAGUUCUACAUGAAAGAUGGUGUUACUGCAAAUGAUGUCACUCGUAUGAGUGGAAUUCGUGACCUGAUACCAGGUUCUGUCAUUGAUGCUACAAUGUUCAGUCCUUGUGGCUAUUCAAUGAAUGGGAUGAAAUCAGAUGGAACUUACUGGACCAUUCACAUCACUCCAGAGCCAGAAUUUUCCUAUGUUAGCUUUGAAACCAAUGUCUCGCAAACUACUUAUGAUGACCUCAUUAGUAAAGUUGUGGAUGUUUUUAAGCCAAGGAAAUUUGUUACGACCCUUUUUGUUAAUCAGAGUUCCAAAUGUCGCACAACAUUCACUUGUGCACAGAAGAUUGAAGGCUUCAAGCGACUUGAUCGCCAGUUCGCUCAGUUCAACGAUUAUAAUUUCGUCUUCACCAGUUUUGCAAAGAUCCAGUCACAGCAGAGUUGAUUAGUAAAGAUGAAGAAAAAACGCAAAAAGAAAUCAAAUAAAAAAGGUGUUGGGUGCUUGCUAGCUAAUGUCGCCAGGGCCAAUGGUUUCCACUACCAUCACCUUCUAGUUACAGGAAGCCCUGAAUAUAAUCCUAGUAUGAGUUUGAAUUGUAACCAUUAUACCAAGGCGUUAGAUAACUUGCAUGAACGCCCUCUCCUGUGUGUAGAUAUUCAAUGCCACUCUUGCUGUGAAAUUGAAGUGCAUGUAGAAAAGAUAAACCCAUACAGUACUAGAUUCAAUAAUACAUGUAAAAAUGCACCUAGGUCAACCCCCAGCUUAAUUUUUCUACAGGUAUCCCCCAAAAUUCCACACAGACAAGGUUUUCGUCCACACUAGCAAUAUUGUAAGGCCUUUACAAUGCCUUGUGAACUGCGGGGUUAAAUGUAUGCUGUUUCAUCACUGGACCAUGUUUUCUGGCUAUAUGGAAUUUAUUUUUCACAAAUAAAAUUAUUUUGCGCAUAGUUUAAAA